This is a messenger RNA of Eriocheir sinensis (Chinese mitten crab), 2883 nucleotides long. RefSeq lists its product as uncharacterized. The coding region runs from base 310 to 1002 and encodes 230 amino acids. The transcript is spliced from 5 exons. The record is from RefSeq and is a predicted model, not a curated record. Lineage: Eukaryota; Metazoa; Arthropoda; Malacostraca; Decapoda; Varunidae.
CUUUGCAGAGCUACAUAAAGGCAUUCAAAACUCUAAUACAGUGAUGGUUAAGUCCUCUUUCGUCUCUGCUUGUACGAGGAUCCUUCAAGCGGCCGCCGGGUCUCCAAGGGAAGGUGUAAAAAGUCGCGUCAGGCAGGUUAUGUGACGAGCGGGUGACGGCGCCUCGGCCUCUCUCCCCGGCACGGCGUCCUGUUGCAGACCUCUCCGAGCGACGCAGCGGUGCACUCGUCUCCGGUCGGCGGCGUGUCGACGUUGGGUUACCGAGAUACUGAAGCUAAGCCCGUGUCGCCGAGUGUUCGUCUCGCCACAAUGACGCAGACGCUGAAGAUGCUGUUGGUGGUCGCCUGUGUGGUCUCCCUCCGGCCGGUGCUCGCCGCUGCUGAGAGAGACGCAGACGGGGCCGUGGAGGUGGCGGAGCCGAGAUACGUCACACACACUGAAAAAAGUUUCCAGGCGAGCGCGAUGGAGAAGAUCGAGACAGCCUUGCCCAUCGCCCUUCACGGCGUUGUUGUCGUGGCGCUCGUUAUCUUCUUUCGGGACCUCGCCCUCGGCAUUGACGCGAGGCUGCCCGAGGAGGAGGAGGCUGAGCUAGAGUAUGACUAUAGUGGGUUCGAGAGAAACGACCACUCCUAUUACUCUAGACCUGGCCGCGCCCAGAGCAGGCCUGGAGGGAACAGGUACAGGGGCGGGCUGCCGGGGCGGCGGCGCACUGCCCGGGACACCCACGGCUCGUUACUUAGCCACUUCAUCGAGAGAAUCGACCCCGUGGACACCACCUUCUCGCUGCUGCGGGUGAACGAGAAGGCGUGCAGGCAGCGGGUCGUGUGUGAGCUGCAACGGUCCGCCUCGGCGCUGCCCGUCAUCGGGGAUUUCCUCCAGCAGAUCAGCUCGUCCAUCCCCGGUCUUCAGGAAUAUCGGGAGGCGCAGGAGGCGGGGGCGGCGCUAGAGGACUGCUCUUUGCUCUUUGCCGACUGUUCCGAAGACGGUAUUCUGGGAGACUAAUGAAGGAGGGAUGGUGAGAGGGUUGAUAGAUGGCCUUCUUCAUCCCCCUCCCCCUUUAGGACUCUACUGAAGGAGGGAUGGUAAGAGGGAUUGACAGAGGUCCUUUUUGACACCCUUCGCCACCAACAGUAACUUUAAGAGACUACUGAAGAAGGAAUGGUUAAGAGGGUCGAUAGAGGUCCUUUUUCACAACCUUUACCUCCACCGCCCCAGUAACUUUAGAAGAGUACUGAAGAAGGGGUGGUAAGAGGGGUUAGAGAGGACCUUCUUGACCUCCACCAUCACCUCCACCUCCACCUCUAUCACCAAAAGUUGAUUCAUACGUUCAUACACUCUCUUCCGCGUCCAUAGUUUAUACACAAAGACAUUACUCAGUUACUUCUGUUGUUAUUUCAUGUUGUUGUUGUUGCUGUUUUUGCAGUUAUUUAUCAUCGUUAGUUAUGAUAAUUAUUUUUUUGUUGUUAGGUUUUUAUUUUUCAUGCAAAAGAGUUUGUUGAAUGUUUUUGUGUUGUCUGCUUUUCAGUUUAUAUGUUUAUUUAUUAUUCUAUAUAUUUAUUUAUUUAUUUAUUGUGUGUGAAAGAGAGAGAAAGGAAGAGGAAGAGAAAACGGACUAAGACAGAUAUAUAGACUGAUACAGAGAAUUAGACAGACACACAGACAGACAGACAGACAGACAGACAGAGAAACACGCAGACAUAUAAAGACAGACAGCGAAAACAGAAUAGGACAGAGAAAUAAACCUACACAGAGAUAAAUAGACAGACUCAUAGACAGACAGACAGACAGAAAGACAGACAUGAAUACAAACCUUUAAACAGACAGACGGACAGGCAACGAGGUAACUAGACUUAUGACUGUUGACCGCGAAUGACUGAAGGUGCGAUGACUGGUAGUGACUGAUGACUUCUGACUCAACCAAAGAACAUUCCCAGACUUGACUAACUGGGAUGACUGAUGAGAAUGAUGACUAGCAAUGGCAAAACAGGCAAUUAGACGACUAUUAUUAAGCAGUGAUGACGAGAACUUGACGACAAAGGAAAUGGAUCAACUCUUGACGAUGACAGAUCUGACUGACCCUGACCUAACUAUUCCCAAUGAUGACUGAGUGAAAGAUUACGUGACACCCUGAUGACGAGGACUAAAAAAAAGAAGUGAAUGAUUAAAGGAAGAAAAAAAAAAGGACUGAAAACACGUGACUGAUAUUUGACAACUGACUUACGUGACUGACUGACCGACUGAGUGAUUGACUGACUGACUGACUGACUGACUGAUCUGGAGACAAAGAAGAAAGGACGUGAGGAAUGACUAACGGCCAAGAUUUAUCCAACAGCAGCAUUGGACAUUCCUAAAUUGCUCUUGUCUUAAGCUUACUAAGGGGUUUGAUUGCUUUAUUUAACGUUGGAUGCUGGGUUUUGUUUUGCCAGUGUUAGAAGAGUGUUUGAAAAUUAAGUGGAAGUGAAUAGCAGUAGAUAAUAUUUAGACGUAAGGCAAGAAAAUAGAACUGUUAGAUUAGAAAAAAGAAGGUUAAUUAAGCUGUGUUGUUGGGCUUUAGUUUGUUCAUUGAAAUUUGUCAGCUGUGUGUUAGGAAAAGAGUGCAUAAAAGGGUUAGUUUCGUUUUACAGAUUACCGGUUUAAAUGAGGCUGUUGUUGAUUUUGUUAAGAGUGUGUUAUGGUUGAGCUUAAUUUCUUGUGUCUCUUACUCUGUUGUGAAAAUCAAUCCUUGUGUUUUCUUUCGUGCAUCCUAAUUUAAGAACUUAUUUCUACAUGUGUUGCUAUUCCUCAUUAUUUACCUACAUGUUUAUUUAUUUAUUUAUUUGGAGAGAAAGGGAAACCUGCAAAGUCAAUUGUCUAAAAUUGAAAUAAAGUCAUUGUUGUAAGAUA